UUAUAAAGAGAGAAAUAAGAUAAGGAAAUGAAUAAAUGAAGCUCUUCAUCAAUGGAGACUGUCUGUCUCACUACUUGCUCGUUAAUUACUCUGACAAGAAACCAUAAUACUCGAAACCUUAAUUUGUGUUCUGCACGUGUAAUUCGAUGUUGUUCUACUAAGAGGCGUUCACGAACUGGUAAGGGGUAUUGGGAUUCAAAUGCCGAGGCUAACUGGACUGAUCGAUUCAAAAUCAAUUUUGGAGAUGAAUUGAAUGAUGAUAGUGAAUUUGAAGAUGAUGAAUACGUAGAUUUUGGAAGGAGAGAGAAACAAAGAAGGAAUUGGUGGUCUGAUGAAGAUGAUAAUUCACCAGAGAUGGGAAGAGGUGGAGGAGGAGGAGGAGGAGUUUGGGAAGAAGCUGUGGAUAAUAUAUGGAUCAUCAAGGUCUUUAGUGCCUUUGGUUGGUUGCUUCCAGCCGUUGUUGCAUCGUUGCUGUUGGCAUCGGGACCAAAAGCUUUCCUUAUGGCUUUAGCACUUCCACUUGGACAGUCGAUUCUUUCGUAUGCAAUUGAUAAACUGUUUGGAAGGAUAAAUAAAAACCAAAAACCUAGGUCAGGGACCAAGACAAAACCAUUUGCCAGAGGGAGCAGGGAUACUAUGAUGAGUGAGGAAGAGGAUGAAACAGAAAUGAGUCAGACCAGUGGGGGAAGGUCAGGGUAUCAGUCGUGGAUGGGAGCAGAUAAAAAUGGUCCAGUUAAACGGAAAGAUAAUCAGCGUGAAACCACUUUUGGUGGAUGGGAGGAGCUAGAUUUACGAGGUAGAAAAUCUGGUGAUGGGGCUACAAAGAGGUCUCCUAAAAAAAGAGGAGGAUUGUCAAGAGAGAUGAAAGGAAAAUUAACUAAGAAAGGGAGAAACAAAAGCACGCCCUUACUGAUCAGAUUGGUCAUUGCUGUUUUCCCAUUUCUUGGUUCAUGGAUGAGGAUUUUAUAGAAAUGAAAUAGCAUUAUUUGGUCAACUUACACACAUAUGUACUACUUGCGCAUAGAUGUACAUGCCCUUCUUAUGAGUCGUAUGGAACUCUCCACGUCGACCGUACCUAAGGAGGUUGUUGUUCUGGUACGAGUCACCUGUUGCUGGGACCAAGAACCAACUAAUUUCUAUUGAUGUUACCUUUUAAGUAUGUGGUGUUCAGGUGGAACUGGAAUGCACGCUCCCAUAUCUAAUGGCCUCAAUGUCGGUUGCUGUACAAAGCAUUUGCUUAAUGGACUUCCCUCCUUAAUCGUCACUAACACAAGGUACGACCAAAAACCAUAAAAUACACGAAUUAUGUUUAGUGAGAAUUGGCCUUCACUCCAUUUUGGACUUAGAACUCUAUGUUCAACAGAUGUAUCAAGGUGGUAAGUGGAACACAAAUUCUGUAAGUGAUAUGUGCUUGAACAAUCUGGAAAUCCAUCAACUGCUUAAUUUAUUCUUAUACAACAUCUGAUAUUCAUAACAGUCAAAUGGCUGUAGUCUGUAAGGGAUACUCAAUGCAUGGGCUCAGAUUGGUUGUCUUCUUUA
Molecule: messenger RNA, 1539 nt
Organism: Papaver somniferum (opium poppy)
Lineage: Eukaryota; Viridiplantae; Streptophyta; Magnoliopsida; Ranunculales; Papaveraceae
Exons: 2
Coding region: 52-969 (305 amino acids)
Source: RefSeq, a predicted model, not a curated record